UUGCUAUGGCGUACCAGGAAGGGGAGACGCUUGAGUCCUGGCUCAAUAGAGCCACCCAUCAAUGUAACAGACAAGAGGACUGGGAGUACAUCAUGGGCUUCUGUGAUCAAAUCAAUAAGGAACUUGAAGGCCCUCAGAUUGCAAUACCACUGCUUGUCCACAAAAUCCACUCACCACAGGAAUGGGAAGCUCUUCAGGCUCUUACAGUCUUGGAGGCCUGCAUGAAGAACUGUGGGAGGAGGUUUCAUAACGAGGUUGGAAAAUACAGAUUUUUAAAUGAGCUCAUAAAAGUCGUAUCUCCAAAGUACAUGGGCGACAGUGCUCCGGAGAAGGUGAAGACAAAGAUUGUCGAGAUGCUGUACAGCUGGACUGUUGCUUUCCCCAAUGAGCCCAAGAUCAACGAAGCCUACGAGACGCUAAGAAGACAAGGGCUGGUGGCACGUGACCCAGAGUUACCUCUAGACCGGACUUUGAUACCCUCUCCUCCUGCACGGCCCAAACACCCAGUAUUUGACAACGAGGACAUGGGGAAGCUUCUUGCUGAGCUUCUCCGCAGCAAAAAUCCAGAAGACCUCCAAGAGGCCAACAGGUUGAUUAAAAAUAUGGUUAAAGAGGAUGAUGUACGGGUGCAGAAGGUGACAAAGCGUGUCAACACACUGGAGGAGGUGAACAUCAAUGUCAAGCUGCUCUCCGAGAUGCUCUCCCAUUACGAUAAAAACACCUCGUCUGAAUCCGACAAGGAGAUUAUUAAGGAACUCUACGAACGCUGUGACAAGCUGAGGCGGGCUGCUUUUAAAAUGGCCACCGAGGCUGAGGACAACGACACCAGUUUAGGUGACAUCCUGCAGGCUAGUGAUGACCUCUCCAGGGUCAUCAACUCCUACAAGAAGGUAGUGGAGGGGCUGCCUAUCAACGGCGACAGCGAGGAGGCUCGCGGCGGCCACGACCAGAGCGAAACAACCGACACCCUGAUCGACCUGGCUGGCCCCGACACUCCCAGCCCUCCUCAACCCGCUCCCCCUCCUCCACCAAUGGGCUCCAUUCCUCUCGCAGAUCAUUUGUCAGACCCCUCCAUCCCUGCUCUGCCCCCUCCUCCAAAGCUGAGCUCGCUGGGCGGCAGCCCGAGUCACCCCCUGCUGGAGACCACCCCGUCUAAGGCGCUCUCACUUCUUGAUAAUGAGCUGCUGUCUCUAGGACUCAGUGAUGACCCUCCCCACUCUCUGAGCAGCCAAUCCAAACCACAGCUCAAUGAAGCGUCCAAUCAGUGGAGCUCCUUGCAGGCCCCACCUUUGGAUGUGCUUGGGAGUGCAGCCUUGCCCCAUGCAGAACCAGCCAUGACGUCACUCCAGAACCUUCAGGACCUGGCCAUGAUGGGAUUUGCUGAUAACAAGAGUCACUUGACGUUGGGCAGCAGUUUUGGAAUGCCAGCAGUAGCUCCUCCCCCCAUGCCUGUCCAGAGCUCCCACUCCUCAGCCUCUCUCCUCAAGGGAAUGAUGCCUGCUUCCCCUGCCCUGACCCAGACCAUGACCUCCGCCCCGGGCAGCCCACUUUUCCGCUCCCUCUCCCCAUCCCACCCUCCGCUCAUCAUGGGAAGCCCGGCCAGAGCUGCAGAGAUCUCCCUAAGCAACGUGCACGUCCCCCUGGAGGCCAUCAGACCAAGUAAAGUGCUGCCAGUCACCGCCUACGAUAAGGACGGUGUUCGGGUUCUGCUCAACUUUGCGUCCGACUCUCCCCCUGGCAGACCUGACGUGUUGGUGAUGGUGGUGUCCAUGCUCAACACGGCGCCCCUCCCUGUUUACGGUGUAGUACUGCAAGCCGCGGUACCAAAGUCAAUGAAGGUGAAGCUGCAACCUCCAUCUGGGACAGAACUGGCCCCGUUCAACCCCAUCCUGCCCCCAGCUUCCAUUACCCAGGUCAUGUUACUGGCCAAUCCAACAAAGGAGAAGGUGCGCCUACGUUACAAGCUGGCUUUCACGCUUGGAGAUCGUCUCUGUAACGAGGUCGGAGAGGUCGACCAGUUCCCCCCACCUGAGGCGUGGGGUCACCUAUAGUGGUGUGAAACCCCUUACUCCUCCUUCCCAUCCCAAAAAAGGACAUUCCCACUUCCAAAAAUGCAACAUCUCAUCCUGUUUUUUGUUGCAGGUUGUUAAAUAGUUGUUAUUGAGAGUGUAUGCUGCAGGUAGCUAGCAAACACUGGAGAUGAGGACAGUCAUAUUUAAUAUAAAUAUUGUCCUUUUUUAUCCACAUGACAGCACAACAGAAAAGGUCAUUGUCAUGUUUUAAUGUAUUUUAUUUAGCAUUUUAUUUGUAUUUAUUUACAAAGAAUAUGUUGUAUAUUUGCUCUACAAAUAGGCACUUUAAACCUGAGUCACAAUGAACAUGAACUUAGUUAUUAAAUACAUAUCAUUGUUAGUAUUGGGGGUGUGUUUUGUUUUAUUGUUAACUAACACUGAACCUUGACAAUGUGAAAUCAAAUAUCCAGACUUCGGUUAAAUAGUCAAUAGCGACAAACAUGUUGGGUCCUUAACUCAUUUGCAUAUGAGUGUGAAGUGUACAUAAAAUAUGUAUGUAUUGUUUGUGGAUACAGUAUGUGAUAUGAAGAUGUGUACAUUUGUACAUUCUGUUUGAUUGCUGCAUGAAAUAAAACCAUGGCU
Molecule: messenger RNA, 2654 nt
Organism: Doryrhamphus excisus (bluestripe pipefish)
Lineage: Eukaryota; Metazoa; Chordata; Actinopteri; Syngnathiformes; Syngnathidae
Product: ADP-ribosylation factor-binding protein GGA3
Biological process (GO): intracellular protein transport; protein localization to cell surface; Golgi to plasma membrane transport
Cellular component (GO): trans-Golgi network
Molecular function (GO): ubiquitin binding; phosphatidylinositol binding; small GTPase binding
Source: RefSeq, a predicted model, not a curated record